Molecule: messenger RNA, 1305 nt
Organism: Peniophora sp. CBMAI 1063
Lineage: Eukaryota; Fungi; Basidiomycota; Agaricomycetes; Russulales; Peniophoraceae
Source: the annotation of a GenBank genome assembly
AUGUCAACAAAAUCUCGCCCACCUACUCCAGAUACCCCCCAGUUCAGAUACUUGCCCAAGGACCAAUGGCCCGCCCCAAUCGUCCACUUUCCAAACCUUGGCGAUUUCGUCGUCCUUACUGUCGACCCGGUGGCCUCAGUGGCACACUUGGAUGAGGCAGCAAAACACGCCGCUCGUGCAUUGCCGCGACAGCGUUUCGUUGCUUUGGUGAUGGAAGUUUAUGGCCUGCCCCUGAAUACAAAGCCGUUCACGCAUUGCUCCUUCGCGCUGGUUCGCCAGGGACUACCUACCCGACAUAAUCCUCCAUGGGACUCGCCCGAGAUGUGCUAUCCCAUUCUACCCAAUGCACGGCAUCCGACGCGCGACGAAACUGUGCAGCCCAUCCACCCACUUCCUCUAGAUGACUGCUACAUCGAUAUGACUUCCGCAUUCUUGGACGCAAUACGUUGCCGUGUCACCACAUCACCUCGCGACUACACGCCAGUCUUGCGUGUUACGAUGUCUCAACUCACCCGCUUAGAAGCACUAUUCAGUGACGAGGUGGCCAAUCUCGAGGACAUCGAGGAGAGACUGGCGAUGGGAGACCUGGAUGCAAUCGCGUCCGUCCCGCUGCCGACGACACCUUUGUCGGCUUUUCAAAUUCCUUUACCUCCCUCGCCUUCCCUCACUCCGCUGGAAGACAAGGGCCCAUCCGAAUUCGGGAUGAAGACCGACUUUCACGCGUCGAGAUCGGAGGGCUCUGAGUAUGGAGCUGAACGGACCGCCGCGGAUGCUACCGAUGAGGUGUCUAUGAUUGGUAGCGAUGAUAGCGACUCAUCCGUCGAGGGCUCGGAAGAGCUCGGGAGCGAAGCGGCUGAUGACCAGUUAUUCGAGAUGUUGCGGUUCGAGAACAUCCUAAAUGAUGUCGGCGACUUGCGCGACCCCGCUGUUCAUGUUUCGUACGAUCUAAGCGAGGUUGGUGAGGUUGUCGACCCCAUAUCCUUCAUCAAGAUUCGAGACGAACUGCGCCGUAUAAUCGACGAGGCCGAGAUCCGGCUGGGGAUCAGGGUCGAGUCCGCUCCCUCAGCACGUAGCCCACCACCGAAGCUUUCGCCGGUUCCGAGUACGAAACUCGAUCGAUCGGCGAAUGCAGUUCAGACUACCGACACCGUUCGCAAUGAGUCAAACGAACGUGUACCUCGUAUGAUGCUUCUUCGGAAAGCGUUAACUAGUUGCAGGCGUGCUUCACUGUCAUUAUGGGACCACUUGCGUGGGUUGGCGACGUUUCCCUGCCAUAGUGCUUCGGCGACAUCCGAUGCUAUGUAA